AUGAAUCGUAAAGUUACGGCGUGCGGGUUUCUGUACGUGGCGCCGCCAAACCUCGACUUUUCAUUGCAAUCACAUUCGGCUAAGCGAUGGCAACGACGAUGGUUUACACUAUUCGAUUCCGGUGAGCUGACAUGGGCAUUGGAUAAUAAUCCGGACACCGUACCUCAACUGACCAUCGACAUGACUCGAUGUCAUCGCGUCUGCGAAGCGGAUUCCAUUACAGGGAAUUCACACUCAAUUCUAAUGGCCUUCAAGACAGAAGGCGAUUCUUCGCAGCCAUCGAUUGUCUACGUGAAGGCGGACACAACGGAUGAGAUUCGUUGGUGGCAAAAUAUGCUGAACGCAUACGCCAAGCAAAACACAAUACAGGUGCGACCUAGGCGACAAAUGACCGACGAGAAGUAUGAACCGAUAGCGGUGAUUUCUCCUGAGCCGGAUAUGGAGUUUUCGGCUUGUUCGUCACGAUGUUCAUCCCUGGAUCGACUGGAAGCGGAGCGAACGGCGCCAGUCACUGCAACCGUCGCCACUUCUGAAUCAAGAGACCUUACCUCCAUCGCUGGUGUAGCUGUCAAAGGCACUCACGGAACGCCACGCAGUGUCAAGCAGAGGCGAAUCGCCAAUUUCGAGCUCAUGUAUUUGUUUAGGGAGGAACCGUUGAGACGAUCAGAAUCGUCAACGCACUCGCAAACUCCGCCCACAACCACCAUUACGAACACAACCGCUACGGGCAGUUGUCCCACAAUUUCACGGACCGUACCGUCACCGCCUGCAUCGCGAAGUCGGCUAUCAUCCGCCUCCGUUGAUUCGAUCGCUCCGUCCGGCCCCCCUCAACAGAUCCAAGGCGAAGAGAAGAAAAAUCUGGACCAGGUGUAA
Messenger RNA from Cooperia oncophora, 873 nucleotides. Lineage: Eukaryota; Metazoa; Nematoda; Chromadorea; Rhabditida; Trichostrongylidae. The record is from the annotation of a GenBank genome assembly.